GCGGAGGGAAGUAUGAGGAAAUCGGAGGAACGGAAGGCUGAAGGACGUAGCGAGUGAGCACGAUGAGACGAUGUCGUGAGCAGCAAUCAAGCUUCGGGUUUGCUCGCUCGGUGGACUGUUGCUGAUUUGGCAAAGUCCCCGGCGCCGUGGCUCCUUUGCGAUGAGCGCCUCAGUCCUCGGCAGCUGGCUCUUCUUCUUCGAGUUUCUGGAUGAUGAGAUGCGCCAGCGAAGAGGCAGACAACGAUUGCGCCGGGUCCAGUGGGCGGAUCGCCACUUUAACUGACGAUUUGACAUCCGAACUGUGCUUGUUACAGCUGCUUCUGAUUUCUGGAGACGGAGGAGAGGGAGAGGGAGAGGGAGAGACAGGAGAACGAGCGAGAAAGGUUUGAGAGAGGGUUUAGUGGCAAAGACGGGGAAACAAGGUGGAAGAGAGUCAUGGCGCCCCGCAGCUCAAUUGCUGCUCGUGCGGGCUACAUUUGUGUCUUCCUUUUCACGAUAUUGACGUUGGCUGCCACAAUCGAAGCUCAGCAGAACAAGGAGGCGAAUUAUCUGAUUGGAGUUGGGAGCUAUGACAUCACUGGUCCCGCUGCGGAUGUGAACCUUAUGGGCUAUGCGAAUCCGGAGCAAAAUGCUGCCGGGAUUCACUUUCGCCUGCGUGCGAGGUCCUUCAUUGUUGCAGAUCCUGCGGAAACCAACAAUCGCGUACUUUUUGUAAAUUUGGAUGCGUGUAUGGGAGCGCAGAGUGUCACACUUCAUACGUUGGCGCGUCUGAAAAGCAGAUACGGAGGCCUGUACACGGAGAAGAAUGUCAUUAUAAGCGGUACCCACACACACUCAGGACCAGGAGGUUACUUGCAGUAUGUGCUUUACAUCAUCACAUCACUUGGCUUUGUUCGUCAGUCCUUCAACGCGCUGGUUGAUGGCAUAGAACAAAGUGUUAUACAAGCUCAUGAAAACUUGAGGCCUGGUUCUAUUCUUGUCAAUGAGGGGGAGCUUUUGGGGGCAAACAUCAAUCGUAGUCCAAGUGCAUAUCUAAACAAUCCAGCUGAUGAGCGAGCAAAGUAUACAUACGAUGUGGAUAAGACGAUGGUAUUAGCCAAAUUCGUGGAUGAAGAGUGGGGUGAAGUGGGAGCCUUCAACUGGUUUGCUGUACACGGCACCUCAAUGAAUCGUACCAACAAACUGAUCAGUGGUGACAACAAAGGAGCAGCAGCUCGGUUUAUGGAAGACUGGUAUCUUCAAAGAUCUGUCGAGUAUUCCAUCCUUGCAGACACUAAGAAGCUUGACUUCGCUUCAGAUGGACACAGAGAAGCUUUUCAUCGCGUUCAAUCGGAACAAGUAUCUCAUGAAUUUUAUAAAAGCUCUGGAGGAAAACAAAGCACAAAGUUGAGCAGCAUUAUGCAUCGAGUAAGGAGUCCAAUGAAGGAUUCUUUGAAACCUCCUUUCGUGGCUGCCUUCUGUCAGAGUAACGUGGGAGAUACAACACCAAAUAUUCAGGGAGCUUUUUGUGUAGAUACGGGAUUAUCGUGUGAUUUCAAUCACAGUACUUGCAAUGGACAGAAUGAGUUGUGCAUUGGCAGGGGCCCUGCGUAUCCGGAUGAUCACUUUGCGAGCACAAAAAUAAUCGCUGACCGGCAGUUCAAACGUGCAGUUGACCUCUUUGAUUCGGCCAAGGAGCAGUUGAUUGGGAAGAUUCAGUAUAAGCAGACAUACGUAGACUUCAGCAACGUGGUAGUAAAGCUUCCAAACAAACAGGUUAUUAAAACCUGCCCCGCUGCUAUCGGGUUCAGCUUUGCUGCGGGAACCACGGACGGACCCGGUGCUUUCAAUUUCGAGCAAGGAGACAAUCAGGGAAACCUUUUCUGGAAGGUGGUUGGGAGUUUCUUAAAGAAACCUUCAGAUGAACAGAUAGAAUGCCAGAAGCCGAAGCCUAUCCUGAUUGAUACUGGAGAGAUGUACGCACCGUACGCCUGGGCGCCUUCAAUCCUCCCUAUUUCAAUACUGAAGAUCGGCCAGCUCGUCAUUCUCGGCGUACCUGCUGAAUUCACUACCAUGUCUGGACGUCGUCUUCGAGAUGCUGUAAAGAGUACUCUUAUCCAGCAAAGUAAUGGGGAAAUUGGCAACGAUGUACGUGUUGUAAUUGCCGGUCUCGCCAACGGAUACUCGCAGUAUGUUGCAACUUUUGAAGAGUACGAGGUUCAGCGCUAUGAGGGUGCGUCAACAUUGUUUGGACCACAUACGUUGAGUGCUUACAUUCAGGAAUUUACGAAGCUGGCUACAGCUCUUGUGAAAGGAAAUGACGUCUCCCCUGGUCCUGCACCUCCCGAUAUGGUGGAUAAACAGCUGGAAUUUCUUCCUGGUGUUCUGAUGGAUAGUACUCCUAAUGGGAAGAAUUUUGGUGAUGUGAAAGAGGAUGUUCCAGCAAAUGCUUCUUACACCGUAGGCGAUAAGGUCGAGGUGGAAUUUUACACGGGUUGUCCUCGCAACGACCUUCUUACAGAGGGAACAUAUGGUUUGGUGGAAUUGCUGGACUCAUCUGGCAAAUGGAUUCCAAGCUAUGACGACGAUGACUGGUCAACACGCUUCUCUUGGUACAGGCCGAAGACGAUGAGCCCUGAAAGCUACGCAGUCAUUACCUGGGCGAUUCCCCAGACAGUGCAAGCCGGUACAUACAGAAUCCGUCAUUUUGGUUCUUACAAACACCUAUUUGGAUCCGUAAAGCACUUCACAGGGACAUCAAGUAGUUUCAAGGUUGUCACUUAGGAAUCUCGAGGCCACCUCAGCAGAACUGCCUCUUCCAUUACUGAUAGAGACGGGGCAGAUGUAGGUUGUACAUUGCAAUUUAAGAUAGGUGGGUAGGUAGUAUACUUGUAAUAUACCUUGGCACUGCAUAUGAAAUAGAUUUUUUUUCAGAAGAACCCAUGACAACUUCAGGAGUUUUCUUAUCCUUAUGCACUUUCUCCUGCAUGAACAAUUCGGUGAACAUCGGAGGUGUGUCACUGACCACGGGCACAUUGGACAUGGGGGAGAACCACGUGAGAAACCCACCGGUCGAGUUUGCAGUAAUUUGUACUUUACAUGACAAUUUAUGAUUGUCCACAAAAACAAAGACUUAGAUAUAAAGCAGAUGCGGAAAUUUUUCGACGAGUGUAGAUGGAAGUAUCUGACUUUUUCCGUUCGGAAUGGA
Marchantia polymorpha subsp. ruderalis is the source of this 3187-nucleotide messenger RNA. The record is from the annotation of a GenBank genome assembly. NCBI's taxonomy places the organism in Eukaryota, Viridiplantae, Streptophyta, Marchantiopsida, Marchantiales, Marchantiaceae.